This is a messenger RNA of Vitrella brassicaformis, 1702 nucleotides long. NCBI's taxonomy places the organism in Eukaryota, Vitrellaceae. The record is from the annotation of a GenBank genome assembly.
CAAAUCAAUUUUGCUGCCUGGAUGGUCGGUCCAUCUGAUGAGGCUUGACCGCAUAGGGAGCGUCCGGUCACCGUUAGUUAACUUCACGCAUCUACUCACUUCACAAACACACGUAUCUAUUCAAGUAUUCAAGAAACACACCCACUCCCUUACACACAGCACACGCACCAUAUAGUACUGCUCUUUUCCCGUGCCCUCCCUCCCUCCCGAAAAGCACAUAAAAUGUUGGACACGUAGGUUCGAGUAUGGGAAGAGGCUAUGUAAAACGGAAAAAGCCCGCAGAUGGUUCGGUUCGUCAGUAGUAGCAAACGUUGACGAACCACUGUCGCACAAAGAUGAUCUGGAAGUAGAUGGCCGUCAGCAAGUAGAUGGCCACCAUCAGAUAACCUGCACCACACACGCACACACAUGGAGAAUCGCGUGCCGUGACGACCGACAACACAACACAGGAGGACGUCACAGCUGCGUACCUGACAUCCAUUCGCUGUCCCCAGCCACGCCAAUCACGGCCAACAGGAACGUGAGGAAACCGCAAAAGAAGGUGGCGUUGCGACGAAAAUCACCUGGAGACAGGCACAGACAGGCAGACAGACAGAUGCACAGCCUGUCCCUGUGUUUGGUGUCGGUGGGUGGUUGAUGGUGUGUCGGCUGUGUGUUGUGUGUGACCUUCGCAGUGGUUGGAUUCGAGCAGUGCGACCACCUCGGCUAUGACGACGAUCCAGUAGACCAUGUGGAACACCUUGACCACCUGCUGCAGGAAACUAAACCAACUGUGGAACGACUCCUCACCGUCACUACCCUGCACACACACACACACACACACACGUGCACAGGCCAGUGGCCACUCGGCCUUUCGAUCUCUCGUGUGCUGUGUUGCCCCACCCGUCUGGACAGCAGGUGGGCGAUGGGGCUGUCCUGGUGCUCAAACGCCCUCUGGGCCACGUAGCUCUUCCCGCCCUCCAGCACGAAGGCGCUCCCCCGCUGCGAUGCCCCCAUGGUGUUCAUGGAAGCCGACAGGCGCUGGUUGGAGCCCCGGCGACCCAGCCCGAAUAUGGGUGAGAGGGAGGGCGUCGGGCUGGGGUGGUCCGUCGACACGCCCAGGGCGUCAUCGCAUGGACGGAAUGGAAAAGACCCACGGGUAUCGCGUGGGUCAGCCUUCACCAACCGCAGAACUGACACAGCAGGACAAUGGCUCGUGUAAAGGCGUGUGCUUCGGUGGUGUCGUCUUUGCACCAUUCUCACCUCUAGGGAUGAGGCCCUGCAGCUGCUUCAAUGAGUACUCGCCCGCAGGGAGAGCCAAAACCUGCAUGAGAAAUCACGCACCAACACAGAAUCUCAGUGCGAGGCGUGCGUCAUCUGCACAGCCGCGAGCACCCACGUCGCACCUGCGCCUCGCCAUGGUCCGACACGAAGUUGACCGUCGCCAUGCCGCCAUGCACCACCGUCGGGAGGCUGGCAGGGUCUUCUAUAUCAUCGGAACUCCACGCCCUAUCUCGCCCUUUGACCAUCCCCUCCACUGCACGCCGCCGCGAUGGGUCAUCCACGCCUGUGUCAUGCCCAUUCAUCAUGGCCUCGCCGUGCUCGUCAUCGCCUUCAUCGGCAGGCAGCCGCUGGAAACGGGACGAAGCCAUCCGUUCUCAAGGAGACUCACAGGGACUAAUAGCGCUCCCUGAUCAUCAGGAGAGAGCCGCAAACCGCUGAA